Seriola aureovittata is the source of this 1317-nucleotide messenger RNA. It is a transcript of the gene pym1, whose product is annotated as PYM homolog 1, exon junction complex associated factor. The record is from RefSeq and is a predicted model, not a curated record. Gene Ontology annotation, molecular function: RNA binding. Gene Ontology annotation, cellular component: exon-exon junction complex; cytoplasm. The transcript has 3 exons. NCBI's taxonomy places the organism in Eukaryota, Metazoa, Chordata, Actinopteri, Carangiformes, Carangidae. Gene Ontology annotation, biological process: exon-exon junction complex disassembly. The coding region runs from base 279 to 923 and encodes 214 amino acids.
CAUUUCCGAAGUCGAAGAAUAGAGUUCGCUCGGUUUGUGAUCCUGUACCGCUCAAUUAUACGCACAGUUUCGUGGUCGUUGUUUGACAUCCAGGGCCACUGUUCACUUUAAUAGCUGUGUGUAGAUGCUGUCAUGACAUAUCUCACGUGGAGGGAAGAAACAAGUUUAAAGCAAAUGUUUAAAAAGCUGUAGUUUUUACUGUGUCGGGUCUAAGUGAGCGGGGGGACGUUUGGGGACAUCGUCCGACUAAGGGGAGCGGAGCCGCAAGUUACUCCAAAAUGGCAACCCCGUAUGUGACAGAUGAAUCUGGGAAAUAUAUUGCUGCCACUCAGCGACCUGAUGGAACAUGGAGAAAGCCGAGGCGGGUGAAGGACGGUUAUGUCCCCCAGGAGGAAGUCCCAGUCUAUGAAAACAAGUAUGUGAAGUUUUUCAAGAGCAAACCAGACCUGCCACCUGGCCUGAGCCCGUCUGAGGCAGCUCCACCAAAGCAGCAGCAGCAGCAGCAGCAGCAGAAGAUCCCCGGUUGUGUAGACAGUGAGGGAGCCAGUCUCUCAAAAUCGGCCAAACGCAACAUGAAGCGUAAAGAAAAACGAAAACAGCAGCAGCAACAGGGCCAGGAUGGAGAUGCAGAUGUAGAAUCGGUGAGCGAUGCCGUGGAGAAUGUGUCCAUCUCAGAGGGUGGUGAGUCCGCGAACAAGACGGCAGCGCCAGCUUCUGCCUCGCCUCCCGAUGACGACUCAGCAGCAGCAGCUGAAAAGGCCAAGAAGAUCAAAAACCUGAAAAAGAAGCUUCGACAAGUUGAGGACCUGCAGCAGAAAGUGGACUCAGGGGAAAUAAAACAGCUGACAAAGGAUCAGUCGGAAAAGCUGGGUCGGGCGAAGGCCUUACAAGAUGAGUUAGAGCAGCUCGAACGUGAUUCUUGAAGCAAUAAAGGACAGAGGAGUCAGACAGACUGAACAUACAAACUACACACUGAAACACAGGGACGGGACCUUUGCAGCUUUGUGGUCAUAGCUUCCAUUAAACGUAUUCUACCUAUUUGAUAUUCAUUAUGAACUUUGGAAGUGAACACAGUCCCAGCGCCUUCCAAACAGAGAACGACAGGAUGUCACAUCUUCAGAACUGACCAGCCUGUUUUCUAGAUUCAGACCUCUACAUAACAUCAUGACUCCUGCUCAUAUACUUGUAUUGGGCAGGCCAUUCAUUUCUAAAUCUUUUAAAGAACUCAUUGUGAAUUGUUUCGUGCAUGUCUGUCUUUUCCAUUUUGUACCUUUCAUAGCAUCAGGUAUCACUUAUACAUAAAAUAUAUAAAAAACA